Messenger RNA from Phytophthora sojae, 4126 nucleotides. RefSeq lists its product as hypothetical. The transcript has a single exon. NCBI's taxonomy places the organism in Eukaryota, Oomycota, Peronosporomycetes, Peronosporales, Peronosporaceae. The record is from RefSeq and is a predicted model, not a curated record. The coding region runs from base 2172 to 2855 and encodes 227 amino acids. Gene Ontology annotation, molecular function: corrinoid adenosyltransferase activity.
CGUCUCUCCUCCAUCACGAGCAGCGCGGACACCAAAGAGAACGGUUAUGGAUGGCCUCACGUCGCGCUUGUGCCAUCUAAGAAUACGCACUGACUUGGAGAAUGUAUGGUCCGAUUUGAAGAGCCCCGAGACAAAGACAAGGCGGCGCCACGCACUUUGACUCGCGAAGAUGCCGCCGCAGCAAAUGCACCGGGACUGUGUCAAUCAAUGCGCUCCUAGCUGCGCUCAGGCUCGGUUAGCUGGGAGGACUCAAAAGCGCGACGUUGCAUCCUCUUGCCGCUAUAGCGGGUAAAACUAGCCGCUCGAAGGCCGUUGAGACCGCAGCAAACUCACCCCAGCCGACGGGUCUGCUCCCCUUCGGGUGAUAUUUAUGAGCUGUUACUUUAGCACUAUUCGGCUGUUGCCCUCCUACAGCCCCUGUUCACCUGUCAUGAGCCCUGUUCUGCUGUUGCUUUCUGUUUAACCUGCUACUUUCUUCAUGGAUUUCUCCUGAGAUAUGUGUGGACUGUGGAUUACAGAACCCAGCAAUAAAUCUUACUCCGAGUUGUGGGGGCAGGCCCAUUCGCACGAAUGCUCGGCAAUGGUUUCCGCCUCUGGAAAUUCCGGGCGGCCCUAAUUUGCGAGUACAGUAGGGGUUUCUUCGGCUACGUGCCCUUGCAAUCGCUCACUACCUUCUGCUACAUGAAUUUACUUAAGUACAGCGCUAUUGUUUUACUUCUGUAUCCUACGGAUCCUCAAUAGCAAAGAGCAGUCCAUUUGCAAGUUACUAGCUAUGGGAGUAGCCGAUGUACGUUUGACUGAAGUGCUUUGGAUGAAGCGGUUUUGAAUUAUCGAAGCGAAUCGCAGCUUGAGCCCGCAACUGGCGUUUAAUCUAAAAUACUACGUAGUAUUUGUUGGAGGACAACAGCAGACCAGGGUCCUUGACAGGUCAGUAGGAGCUGUACGGUACCAACAGCUCGACAGUGCUGGAACAACAGGUAUUAAUUAUUUUCCCUCCCCUACGACCAGCAUACAACCGAAGCUGUAGUCGAAUCCGACGCAACGCCGUUGACACUUACGCUAACGCGUUCGUUUGUGGAGCCCCCGGGGGCAGGCAAAACAAACGCAGCGCUGGCCUUCGCGUUUGGCGCAGUAGAUCGCAACUUGGGACAUCGUUUGGAUUCGCUACAUGCACGAGUCCGUUUUCCGCUGUUAUACUGCUAAGGGUCCACAGUUGUGAGCGGCAAACGUGUGGAACUCGCAAAACGUCGAGGAUUUACUGUUCUCAUCUCUGGCGGCAGUGCGCGCAUGAUGUUUGCCCUCACGACGGCCGAGGCGAUGGAUUCGUUUGAGAAAGUCCUGACUCGCGGCAGCCUUGGCUCGAGCAGCUUUCGAAGGGGUCUCUAGUGGUGAAGUUGAUCGGCUUGUGGCUCUGUAUCGCCACGAGAACCGAGUAUCUGGUCACGAGCUCGUACGUUUUGCGAGAACUCAGCAUCUGACUUGGCCCCGAGAAGUUCUUGGCUGCUGUGGAUUUACUUCCGAGAAACCUGUCAAUCGACACGUCCUUCUUCGGGGUGUCUGGCGCAAGUUGCGGUGACUCUGACCACGGUGCCCACCACCACCACCACCACCAUUGAGUGGUUCCUUCACUUCGAUGUCGUGGAGCUGCAACUGAGAGUGGAAACACUCGCCGACAAGCAGUGAAGUGUGUCAUUCAUCAUUCAGGUCGAAUCAAAGCAGCUACUGUACGACCUCGUCUUGCUGGACAAGGUGGGAGGAAUCAUUGGGCUUGUCCAGUUGAUCAGACUUUCCGAGCACAGUUUUAUAGCAAAGACAGUCUGUGGGUUCUACUUCAUCUGCACUCGUGCGAGUGGAUGGAGCUUCGCUCCGUGGUGCUCAAAAGCAUCGUUUCUCAAGGCAAGUUUUACAGCGGAACAGAACGCUAUAAACCCUUGCCUUGAGAAGCGUCUUGCUGUAGGCAUUUAUGAAGGUAUGGCACUUUCUGUAUCGGAUGAAAUGAAGUCGCUGAAGGCGGGACAAGAGUUGGUCCUUUGUGCUGCUUGCAAUUCGAGCAUUCGCUUUUUGGUUCACAGUAGUCAAACAGGGUGGAAUUGAGUUGGGCAGAUUCCAUGAGACGUUGAAGUCGCAAUCCCGACGGUCACACAUCGCGUCGAGUCGCAAGAACGAGCCAUAUGCGCCCGCUACUGUUGGCUCUGCGUCCGCGCGCACUUCCUCCGUCGUCGUCGGGACUGCUGCGCUGCCGAGGCAUGAAGGUGUACACCAAGACAGGAGACAAGGGCACGUCGCAGCUCUUCUCGGGCGAGCGGCGCCCCAAGAACGACGCCGUGUUCCAGGCGCUGGGCGACACGGACGAGCUCAACGCGCAGAUCGGCGUGGCCGUCGAGCAGGCGCGCGUGGCCGCCAACGCCUUCCUGCCGCCCAAGCUCGAGCAGAUCCAGAGCCGCCUCUUCGACCUCGGCGCCUGCGUGGCCACGCCGCUCACGUCGGCGUCCGAGACCAAGCAGCGCCGCACGGGCGUCUUCGACGAGGCCAACGUGACGCAGCUCGAGCUCUGGAUCGACGAGAUGGACGCGGAGCUGCCGCCGCUCAAGUGCUUCAUCCUGCCGUCCGGGGGCGGCCUCGCCUCCACACACCUGCACGUGGCGCGCGCUGUGUGUCGCCGCGCCGAGAGGAGCGUCGUGCCGCUCGUGGCCGCCGGGGACGUGGACGGCGUGGUGCAGAGAUACCUCAACCGCCUGAGCGACUUCCUCUUCGUGUCCGCUCGCUUCGCGGCCUUGAAGGAGGGCAAGGAGGAGACCAAGUGGGUCAACCAGAACAUCAAGCCCGAGAAGAAGAAGGACAGCGGCGAUGAGUAGUAAGCGAGGACUUUUUCGUCUUCUUCUUGCUGUAAUGAGCCAAGUUUCUCUAUAGUACGGCCCAACGAACGAGCAGCAUUUGAGCAUGGUUGAGUGAGUCUCGUUGCCCUUCAGUUAUGAGUCGCCUUCGUCCUGCACAAACUGCCCUCCGCCUUCAGAGCCGUCCACGUCGCCGCCCUCCACGCGGGUGUACUUGGCCCCGUACUCCUUCAGCUCCUCGCACAGGCCCGAGAGCCAAGUUGCGUGGUUCGUGGCGGCGUGCUGGACCUUCUCGCGGCCUCUCGCCCAGCGCGAGAUCUUCUGCUGGUAGACCUGCUCGGUGCGGCUGGCACUGCUGGUAGUCGUGGGCGUUGCCGCGACCGCGAAUCGAUCCCCGCUACGAGCAGAGCAGCGUCAGAUUCAGCCGAACGUUUAAGUAUCAGAGCACCAUAGCUACUUACCGCAGACCAAACGCUGUUCGCUGGGAGCGCAUCCAUCGCGCGUCUUGGCCAGCGCCGUCUCCUGCAACACAAGAGAUCGUUCUUCUGGGCGCAAAGACCGCUGAUGAGGAGGCCAGCGGGUACCGAUACGGCACGAUGUCCCGUUGCAGCGCGUACGGCGAAGGAGGAACGUGGUAGACGGCGUGGAAAUCACUGCCACGGAAGCGGUCACUUGGCCCUUGUGGUGACUCCUCUGAAAAGCUCCCAGCGUCCGACGCGAGCUCUUCUUCCAGUCGCUCCAGCUUCUCCAGCGUCGAUGCAAGCUCGGAUUGACUCGAGUAGUCUGACCAGUCGGCAGGAGGCUCGUCGUCCUCGCCGUCGCUGCCACUCUCACUUCCUGAUAGAUUGUUGCUACGCCCAUACGCAUUUUUGUGCCUUCGCUUCAACCGAUCGACUAACAGCAGCAAGUACCAAGUUAGUGAGCUCAGAUCCAUCAUGAACACGCCGAGGUUCCACCACCACGUACCCGUUCGCUUCAUCUUCGCGAGCUUUUGCUCUCGCUGCUUGACCCACGCCUCUUGCUUGCGCAACUUCCUCAUGCCUUCGCCCCAGUUCGCCAUGUUCUAGUCGCAUCAAAUGCCCCCAGUUAGCCUCACCUCUUCUCAUCAGACACGGCCAAUACAACGUAGCGUCUCACCUCGUCUAGCAUGCGCUUCACCUCUCGCUGGAUGGGGUUCGCAUCCGAAGACCGCGAGUUUCGCUUCCACUCGUUCUUGCUCGCCUUGAGCUGGUGCGCCUGCUUCGUGAGACCUUGACGUUGAUUCGCCACCAGAGUCCGCGCGUUGACGAGCA